This is a messenger RNA of Radiomyces spectabilis, 983 nucleotides long. RefSeq lists its product as uncharacterized. Lineage: Eukaryota; Fungi; Mucoromycota; Mucoromycetes; Mucorales; Radiomycetaceae. Gene Ontology annotation, molecular function: zinc ion binding. The transcript is spliced from 5 exons. The record is from RefSeq and is a predicted model, not a curated record. Bases 158 to 949 code for a protein of 263 amino acids.
AGGGCACCAUCAUCGGCACUUUAAAAAACAGUUCUUUUGCUUUGCAAUCAUUUUUUUUCGUUCCUUUCACUAAACCGACAUCCGUUUUUUAUCAGUCUAUUGAUACCAAACUAAAUCUAUCCGUCACAACUUUCUACAGCAUUACAGUGUCCCUGCCAUGGCUGAGAUCAAAAGCUCAAAUUACUCGAAUGAACCAAGCAGCAUUAAGCGCAUUCACAAUGACAGGAAGCAUGCUACCUCCACUUUAUACUGGUAUCCAAUACUUAGACGACAAAACGCUACGGUUGGCGAAGAGGAUAUUGAAAUAUCUGAUAAACUCCACAAACCCUCAGCAACAGCGCCUAGCAAUGUGGAUCGAUGUUGCAGGAUUUGUUAUGGAUCCGAAGAGAAUGACACCACUCAAAAGUUCAUCAUGCCAUGCAACUGCAAAGGGACAGUUCGCUUCGUUCAUCGGCAGUGUCAUGCCGAUUGGGUUCACUCAAAUACCAGCACAGAAUCGCUUGAAUGCAAUAUGUGUCGCUUCAAAUACCACAGUAUGCAUAUCCAGCAAAUGGAGAAUCAUUGGAACCGGCAAAAAAACGAUAAUAUUUCCGAUUACAUCAGUCACAUUUCAGUAAAUCGACAGAAUAUGCGGACACUUCUAGUAUUCGCAUUUUCGGCAAUUGUGAUUGUGAUCUACGAUGCCGUCCAUUGUAGCGAGAUUCGAAAAAUUUCUGAAUCGAGAUUCGGACGAGAAUCCGCAGAUAUGGUUCCCUUUGAUAACUUGCGAUUGCCUGUUUUGGAAAGAUCUUGCUGGCAAGCAAGUAUAAGUGGAAGAAUAUAUUCUAUUCUUAGGUUUUCUGUGGGGAUCACCAAUUUUUGGUACCUAGGUGCUAUGCUUAUUUUGAUCGUCAUUCUGUGCAAGAAAAUGGAAAACGGGAGAAUAUCGGCAACUGGAACGCAUUCAUAGUCAUUGUGAUGGAACUGAAUAAAUAACAUGUUGG